Nematolebias whitei (Rio pearlfish) is the source of this 1616-nucleotide messenger RNA. RefSeq names its product sphingomyelin phosphodiesterase acid like 3A (gene smpdl3a). The record is from RefSeq and is a predicted model, not a curated record. Gene Ontology annotation, molecular function: sphingomyelin phosphodiesterase activity. The transcript is spliced from 8 exons. Bases 96 to 1421 code for a protein of 441 amino acids. NCBI's taxonomy places the organism in Eukaryota, Metazoa, Chordata, Actinopteri, Cyprinodontiformes, Rivulidae. Gene Ontology annotation, biological process: sphingomyelin catabolic process.
UCCUGACACUUCCUGUUUACAUUUAGGAAGCGUGUACUUGAGUUCUGCUGGAACCAAAGGUCUAGUGGCACUCUGUAAGUGAGUUUUCACUCCUCAUGGAGCAGAUUCUGUGUUUCUUGGUGCUCCUGAUGUUCAGCGGAGCUCCGGUCACCGCAGCCCCGGCAGGAAGCAGCUUCCUGUCGGGAACAGGCAGGUUCUGGCACAUCACUGACCUCCACCUGGACCCGUCCUACAACCAGACCCGGGACCCCACCAAGGUUUGUUUCUCCUCCAAAGGAUUCCCUGCCACCCAUCCCGGGGUGUUCGGAGACUUCCUGUGUGACUCUCCCUACAGCCUGAUCCAGUCGGCCUUCACUAACUUGGCGCCGCUUACACAGCCGCAGGACUUCAUCAUAUGGACCGGGGACAGUCCACCUCACGUUCCUCCAGAAGAACUUUCUACAGAUUUAGUGAUUCAGGUCAUCAGUAACAUGACACAAACCAUCAGGCAGCACUUCCCCAACCUCACGGUCUACCCUGCGUUGGGAAAUCAUGACUACUGGCCACAGGACCAGAUGCCAGCUUCCUCUAAUGCCGUCUACAAAGCUGCAGCUGCGCUCUGGAAACCCUGGCUGGACGCCGACGCUCUGCUCACACUCUCACAAGGUGGUUUCUACUCCCAGCUGGUUAAGCCUGGUUUACGGUUGGUGAGUCUCAACACGAUCCUUUACUACGGUCCUGAUCAGGUUACAGUCGACAUGACCGACCCUGCAGGGCAGUUUGUGUGGUUGGAGAAAACCCUGGACCAAGCUGCCCAGAACCUGGAAAAGGUGUACGUCAUCGCCCACGUUCCAGUGGGGUAUCUGCCUUUUUAUGGAAACACCACUGCCAUCAGGAAAGCCCACAACGAGAGGCUGGUGGCCAUCUUCAGGAAGUUCAGUCAUGUUGUUGCAGGACAGUUUUAUGGCCACACUCACAGAGACAGCAUCAUGGUGCUACUGGACCAACAAGGUAAACCAGUGAAUUCUCUCUUUGUGUCACCGGCUGUCACACCGAUCAGAAACGUUUUGGAGGAAUAUUCCAACAAUCCAGCGUUCCGCAUGUACCUGUACAACGACAAGGACUACAGCGUCCAGGAUAUCUGGCAGUACUAUCUGAAUCUGACGGAAGCCAACGAGAAACAAAGAUCCGACUGGAAGCUCGAAUACAUCAUGACCGAAGCUUUUGGGCUGGCCGACCUGCAGCCUCACAGUCUUCUUCAGCUGGGCCUGAGCUUCAUGCUGCCGCAGACCCAAACCUUUGACCGAUACUUCACUCACUUCAUGGUCAGCUACAGCAGCAGCAUCACCUGCGGCGGGCGCUGUAAGCUCCGCCAGGUGUGCGCCGUGCUCUACCUGGACCAGCAGUCUUACUCCAAAUGUGCAGAAAGUGGAGGCUGGUAGAAAGAACUUCUCUCAAGAGACUCGUUUUAUUUUAUUUAUAUUAAUUUUGUUUCUCAGGAAUCGGAGAAAAGAGAAAAUUUUAUUUAUCACUUCUUCUCGUCUCAAAAUUUUAUUUUUCUGUUUUCAAACUAUUACCAAAGAACUUUCUAUACUUGAUUAUACUUGAUUCAUUGAUUUUAAACUGAACUAAAAUGC